This is a messenger RNA of Talpa occidentalis (Iberian mole), 4234 nucleotides long. It is a transcript of the gene COMMD2, whose product is annotated as COMM domain containing 2. The record is from RefSeq and is a predicted model, not a curated record. The transcript is spliced from 5 exons. NCBI's taxonomy places the organism in Eukaryota, Metazoa, Chordata, Mammalia, Eulipotyphla, Talpidae. Bases 80 to 679 code for a protein of 199 amino acids.
GACGCGGGACCCGGAAGUGGCGAGUGUCGAGUCGACGCAGUCGAUUGAGGUCGGCAGGGAGGUCGGCUGCUUUUUGAAAAUGUUGCUGGACUUGUCGGAGGAGCAUAAGGAGCACCUGGCCUUCCUGCCGCGAGUGGACUGCGCGGUGGUCGCAGAGUUCGGGCGGAUUGCGGUGGAGUUCCUGAGGCGAGGCUCCAACCCUAAGGUCUACGAAGGCGCAGCCAGAAAACUCAAUGUGAGUAGUGACACUGUCCAGCAUGGUGUGGAAGGAUUGACAUACCUCCUUACUGAAAGCUCAAAGCUCAUGAUUUCUGAACUGGAUUUCCAAGACUCUGUUUUUGUUCUGGGGUUCUCUGAAGAAUUGAACAAAUUGUUGCUUCAGCUUUAUCUGGACAACAGAAAGGAAAUCCGAACUAUUCUGAAUGAAUUGGUGCCAGACCUUCCCAGUUACCAGAACCUUGAAUGGCGACUAGAUGUACAGCUUGCAAGCAGAAGUCUCAGGCAACAGAUUAAACCAUCAGUGACUAUAAAGCUACACCUUCAUCAGAACGGAGACCACAACACCAAAGUUCUGCAGACAGACCCAGCCACCCUGCUCCAUUUGGUUCAGCAAUUGGAACAAGCAUUGGAAGAGAUGAAAACAAACCAUUGUAGGAGAGUUGUCCGCAACAUCAAGUAGUCCCCCUUUUUAAGACUUUUAUCCUUUGACUGAUUUGUGAUGCAGUGGUACUCAGCAGUUACUUUGCAAAAUUUUUAUUAAUUAAUGAAAACACAUAAAUUUCAUGAAAUUUCUUUUACUAUGACAAGAUACUGAGGCCAUAAUGAAAAGCUGAAGUAAAUUUCCCUUCCCGGUGCUAAAUGUGGUCAGCUUCUUGAUAAAUUAAGAUGUAUUUUCUAUUUUAAAUAUGUAAGUGGAAUUGAGUCAACUGGGAAUGAAUCUAUACUGUUUAUAUCUUAUGUAUUUAUGAAUAUCCUGUUUUUUGCUAUUUCUUUUGACUGCUUGACUUUAUUAUUUAUCUCCUUAUUGAACAAAAUAAACUUCACAAUGUAAUAAUAUACUAUUCAGGAUAUAUCUAGACAGUUCAAUGUUUUUGACCUUUAAAGCACCUCACUAUGUUGCUGGACACAGAAGAGUUUGGAAGUAAUUUUUUUUUUUUUUUCACGUGAUCUGUUGUUUGGGCAUUUCAUACGUUUUUCUUUGCAUGUAAAGACAAGUACUUACUUUACCAUGUCAUUUCAGUUUGAGUUGACUUAAUUGUGAUGGCUAAUUGUCUUAAAUUGUACUCAAAUUUGUGUGAUUAUAUGUUGUGUUUUAUCAAGGAUUACUUUUUUUUCUUUAGUAUCAAAAUCACCUAAGAGACGUUGUCAUUUAUAUUUAUGAAUAAUGGAUGCAGGAGUAAUAUAAUCCUUAACUUUCCGGAUAUAAAUUAAGGGCACUUUUUAUAGUUAUAUUUGAAUAAGGUAUAAGGAGAACAGAGGGAGGCCCUGUUUUACAUUCCUAGCAAAUAUCCCUUCUUCUUUAAAAACUUGAUUUUUAUUUUAUUUUUUAGUAGGUAACCAUAAGCUAUUGGCACGAAAAAACUUAAGAUGCUCAUGUGUCAUAUCAGCCUGCUUAGAGUGCAGGGAGACUUAAGGAGAAAAGGAAUCUUAAAGAGUGGCAGACCUAAGGAGAAAAAUUAUCGUAAUAGAUAGAAUAAAGGAUUCAGUCUUAAAUAUUUAUCUAGGGUCUUAUUCUGAAAAAAACACAUCCCCAUGGAGCAACCCAGGAAAGCCUUUGAAACAAUUAGAUUCUCAACUAUAUUCUAUGCUCCAUCAACUUCUAGCCUCCUAAGAAUUAGAGAUUUUCAGGUCAGAGUGACUUGAUAUUUCUUCUUUCUCUUAAGAGAGACCUAGCAGGGAACAGAGAUCAGUGGAAAUAAAAGCACAGUUGAAAUUGCCACCCAUUGUCCCCCUGGAGGCACCUGGCUAUCCUUUUCUCAUAGGUAUUUGUUCUGGCGUUGUAAAAUAACUAUAAUAUUAGCUAUUAACAACUAUAAUUAGAAAUAAUUUUUAAUUAUAUUGAUAACUUGAUUAAUAAAGCUUUCAUAUUAAUAAUUUUAUGAACAAAAGGAAACUUUAUACGCUGUGUAAUAAUAGCAUGUCAUCUUGUUUAAAAAUAAGAUGCCUAUUACGUUUCUAUGAUAAAAAUAACUUCGUGAGGCUUUUUAUUUGUCCCAUUUGGUGAAACAUAAGCAGAGCUGAACCCAGCUAAGAUUGAAAUUAUAGACCUCUGUUCUCUUCAAGGCAACCUUUCUUCCAUCUCUAUAUCUACUGUUGUUUUUUUUUUUUAAUAUUUAUUUAUUUAUGUAUACAAGAGCUAGGGUGCAGGGGGUGAGAGAAUUCACCAGAGAGAGUAAGGAACAGAACAGGCAGAUUGACCAAAGUACACUGCUGAGGGGAGCAGUGGGUGAGUCAGGAGAGGUCUGCAGUGCCAUGUGGGUUGCACCCUGGCUGGCUGGGAAUAGCUCCACAGAUUUCGUCUUAACCCUUGCACCACCAGGGAGGCCCUAUAGCUACUGUUCUUAUCCCAUCAAAACAAAAAACGCAUGUGUUUGUCUUUCUAAAUUUGUGUGGAAUUCCCUUCACCUUCUUGCUCUGCACUCUGUUAUUUUCUCUGAUGCUCUGCCUGCUCUACCUCUUUGGGCCAGCAUGAGUUGGGAGCAUUCUCCAAACAUUUUUUGAAGCUGGGGCUUAUCUUUAUUAGUACAGGCCAUCAAAGUCUCUCUUCCUUUUCUUAUUUAAACUUCCCAUACUUAAUGACCUCCUCUGCCUUGUUUGUUUUAUGGCACAUUUGACUUUUUGCUGUUACUUGUAUCUGGAAAUAAUUUUCUGCCAAUGCACUCACUCUUCUUCUCUUCUAUGUGUGAUUAGGUUCCUUGACUGAGUAAGGUGCCUUUCUAGCUCUAUCUAAAUUUUUAUUAAAACAUUUUGGAUUAUGAGUAAUCUGAUUUUUCAAGGUUAGCUGAUGCCUCCUUCAUGUUUCAAAGCCAGCAUGAUAGCAUCUCAUCUCAGAGCUGUCAGUAGGAAAUAAAUAUACAUAUCACAGUCUAUAUGUAUGUUACCCAUUGGAAGUCUUACUCAUGUUUCACAAGAUUUUAAUGAGUUUAUUUUGUUGACUUUUCUAAGCUUAGGCAAAUUUAAAGCAGCAAACUGAAAGGGUGAUAGGGAUACCGUAAGAAUAAAAUAUACCUUCUUUGAAAAACAAGUGUUGUAUAAAAGGUGUGAUUAGUGUAUUCCAAAUAUGGAAGAGACUUUGUCCUGCAGCAUGUAUACUCUUCUUUGGGCCAGAGUGAGUUGGGCCCAAAGAAGAGUAUACAUGUUUUUAUGGACGGUCAGUAGAAGUUUGUACAAAUAUCAGUGAAUGUGACAGCAAUGUUUUUUAUAAUAAUCAUGAGUUAAAAUCAUGAACAUUGUGGGGCAGAACCUUAAAAAUGAGAACCUGACACUAGAAAAGUUUGAAAAAUUAAGACUAUGUGUAAAGGAUGCAUGAAUGGUUACCGUUAAAUUCAUAACAGUAUGUUGCCUUUUUUUUUUUUUAAAGAUUGAUUUAUUUAUGCAUACAAGAGCUGGGGUACAGGUCAGAGAUGAGGGGGUGAGAGGAUUCACCAGAGACACCGUGGGGAACAGAACAGGCAGACUGACUGAAAUACACUGCUGAGGGGAGCAGCGGGUGAGACAGGAGAGGUCCUCUUCGCCAUGUGGGUUACUCCCUGGCUGGGGGGGGAUGGAACUCCGGAUUGCUUCAUAGUGCGGAUUGCUUCAUAGUGUGGUGCUUAACCCCUUGCACCACCAGGGAGGCCCAACAGUAUAUUGCCUUUCACUUACUAUCAUAACAGAUACUGUGAGACAGCUAAGAGGUUAGUCUUUAGAGCUAGAUAGAGGCUUUGAAUUUAGGUUUUCUUGUUUUACAUAUCCUUGAUAAUUUCCGAAGGCUUCUUUUCUUUAUAUGUAAGAUAAGAAUAAUACUUGCCUCUUUGGCUUGCAGGGACUAAAUGAGGCCAACUGUAUGGAAUGUUUAGCAUAGUUCCAGGCUUUAAAAAAUAUUCAUGUAGAUUUAGGAUCCCAUUAUUUUAUAGCCUUGAGCCAUGUCCUCUGUAUUGUGUUUAAGAAACAGAAUAUGUUCCCUCUGAUUCUGGGCAUUAGGAUUAUGACUAUUUUCUUUACCUUCUUAAUUUAUUAAAUGAGUUUGAAUGAC